UAAACACACUCAUUGUUACCGUGCUGAAAUACUGAAUAUUCUUAAGUUUCAUAUCAGAUAAUUUCAUACUUGGCUCUACAAACGUAGGACUGACAUGGCUACCAACAACUUUUUAAAGUCUUGGGGAUAUUCCAGAAAUACUACUGAAUCAAAGACGAUAGAUUUUUUUCCAAUUUCACGGUCAGACUUUACUCCUGAGGAUCUGCUCAACAUUUCCUCCCCUUUUGGAAGUGUCAUGAGCAUUCAGAAAAUAGUGAAAAAUGGAAUUGCAUGGGGCCUGGUUACUUAUUCUGAUGCUGUUGAUGCUACUAUGGCCGCCAUGAAACUGAUCGACAAAAAAGACUUUGUUGUGGGUCUGUCUGCACCGAGGGAGUUCAGCGAGGUCAGCAACAGUAUAUCAGACAGCCUCGACCACGAGCCCCACUUUUUCCAACAAGAUCCCUUGUAUGACAACCAUCACAACCCGGACAGAUUGUAUCCCCACGCUUACAGCCAGUAUCUUCGUAUUGUCAACCUGCCCAAAAAUAAUGAUCAAAGGUACCAGGUGCUCGGGCUCCUUCCUCCCUGCUCGUCCAUUGUAGAGCUGAACAAUAGAAGUGCCCUGGUGAUGUUUCCAGACUCCUUCAUUGCCAAGGGGACAAAGGAUUUCUUAAGUGGUUACUACAUUGGAUCAAGACGCCUCUAUGUUUACUUUGAAAGUUUUCGGAGCAAGCCAUUCCAUCCAAAAAGGACAGCACGCAGGAAUAGAGGACAGAGGCAUCACUUUCAUUACUAAAUCCUGAGAGGAAAUAAAGAACUUUGCCUGCAGAGUCA
Notolabrus celidotus (New Zealand spotty) is the source of this 813-nucleotide messenger RNA. RefSeq lists its product as uncharacterized. The record is from RefSeq and is a predicted model, not a curated record. The transcript is spliced from 5 exons. Gene Ontology annotation, molecular function: nucleic acid binding. The coding region runs from base 95 to 775 and encodes 226 amino acids. Lineage: Eukaryota; Metazoa; Chordata; Actinopteri; Labriformes; Labridae.